This is a messenger RNA of Impatiens glandulifera, 3034 nucleotides long. Its product is annotated as beta-amylase 7-like. Gene Ontology annotation, molecular function: beta-amylase activity. Lineage: Eukaryota; Viridiplantae; Streptophyta; Magnoliopsida; Ericales; Balsaminaceae. The record is from RefSeq and is a predicted model, not a curated record. The transcript is spliced from 11 exons. Bases 402 to 2483 code for a protein of 693 amino acids. Gene Ontology annotation, biological process: polysaccharide catabolic process.
ACUCGCACGCGUGACCAGCCCUAGCCCUCGCACACUUACCAAUCCUUAUCUCCUCUGAUCACUCUCCUCCUCUCGCCGGAAUAUUUGCCGGAAAACGGCCAGAUUCGUCUUCGGCCGGUUCUUCAUCUACAACUCCAUUCCGUCCACAGAUCUUAUACUCAUCAGCUCUCUCCUCCGGUUGCCGCCGACUCGACCAUUCCUCGUUUAAUGGCUUUUUGCCCGUCGAGGGACUUGUACCAUGUUGGAGCUUAUUAUUAUUAUUAUUAUUAUAAUUAUAUGAUGGUUGUUUGAGAAAGAGCUCUUUAAGUUGCAGAAAUAAUGGUCACCUCCUUCUUCAUGAUACCGAAUUCCUAGGAGACAUCAAUUGUAUAUCAUUUCUUGAAGUUGGUGAGGUGGAAAAAAUGAUGGCGGCAGAGAUGCAGAAAUUUGGAUUAAGUGAAGAGGAUGAUGAUGAAAUGGGAAUGGAUGUCAAAGAAGAAGAUGAUGAAGACGAUGACAAAAACAAUACCAUUCCUCCCAUGAUAAAUGUCGACGGUGGUAUCCCGUCAACCAGCAACAACAACAAUCGGUUUCAGCAGCACCAGCAAUAUCAGGAGUUCACACCUCAAGGAGGUGGCCGGAGGUGCAGACGGUUGGAGGAGAAGGAGAGGACAAAGAUAAGGGAGAGGCAACGGAGGGCAGUCACUGCAAAAAUCUUGGCAGGGCUACGGAGACAUGGGAACUACAACCUUAGAGUUAGGGCAGACAUUAAUGAUGUCAUUGCUGCUUUGGCCAGGGAAGCUGGUUGGGUGGUUCUUCCUGAUGGCACCACCUUUCCUUCCAGAUCUCAGAGCACAAGACCUGCUGCUGGUGGAGCACCCACUGAUUCCACAACUACCUCACAGAUGCAAAUGCAACAGACUCCACCCAUUUCCUCAAGAGGAACCUCAUCUGGCCACCAGAGUUCUCUGGCACAUGACACAUGCCAAGCAAGAAGUCCUUUCAUACCCAGUUCAUCACCUUAUGAACUAUGUUCAAGUGCUUUGUCCCAGAAUUCUGUUAUGGUAGGAGAUGGAGAGAGAUAUGAAAACCAUGCUCUUACUGGAGGCUCCAUGGAUACUGUUGAUGACAAACAGGCUAUUGAUAUACCUUCAAAGUUACAAGAGCGUGAUUUUGCCGGAACUUCCUAUGUCCCUGUUUAUGUGAUGUUACCUUUGGGCAUCAUCAAUAUGAAAUGUGAGCUUGUUGAUACAGAUGCUCUUGUAAAGCAGCUAAGAUUGCUAAAAUCUAUUAACAUCGAUGGCGUUAUGGUUAAUUGUUGGUGGGGCAUAGUGGAAGCAAUUAAUCCCCUAGAGUAUAAGUGGAAUGGGUAUAAAAGAUUAUUUCAAAUCAUACGUGAGCUUAAGAUGAAAUUGCAGGUUGUAAUGUCAUUUCAUGAAUGUGGAGGCAACGUCGGUGAUGAUGUUUGUAUUCCACUUCCCCAUUGGGUGGCUGAGAUCGGUAGAUGCAAUCCUGACAUAUUUUUCACAGAUCGAGAAGGAAGACGCAACCAUGAGUGUCUUUCAUGGGGAGUUGACAAGGAACGUGUUUUAAGAGGCAGAACUGCUAUCGAGGUUUAUUUUGACUACAUGAGAAGCUUCCGGGUGGAAUUUGAUGAAUUCUUUGAGGAAGAUGUCAUUUCCAUGAUAGAGAUAGGGAUGGGUCCUUGUGGAGAAUUACGAUACCCAUCUAAUCCUGUCAAGCAUGGUUGGGGAUAUCCUGGCAUUGGUGAAUUUCAGUGCUAUGAUCAGUACUUGUUAAAAAGCCUGAGGAAGGCAGCAGAAGCAAGAGGGCACUCUUUUUGGGCACGAGGACCAGAUAAUGCAGGUUCCUAUAUUUCGCGGCCACAUGAGACUGGUUUUUUCUGUGAUGGUGGUGAUUAUGAUGGUUAUUACGGCAGAUUCUUCCUCAAUUGGUACUCUCAGGUUCUAGUAGACCAUUGUGACCGCGUACUUUCUCUAGCAAAGUUGGCUUUCGAAGACACACGCAUUGCUUCAAAACUAUCAGGUAUUCACUGGUGGUAUAAGACAGCGAGCCAUGCUGCUGAAUUAACUGCUGGAUUUUAUAACCCAUCAAAUCGUGAUGGUUAUCCCGCAAUUAUGUCAAUGUUUAAGAAGCACGAGGUUUCCGUAAACUUUAGGUGUGCAGAACUGGGCAUGCUAGAGCAGCAUAUUGACUACUCUGACGGAUUUGCGGAUCCUGAUGGGCUAUCUUGGCAAGUAUUGAAUGCAGCAUGGGAUGAUUGUAUACCAGUUGCUAGUGAAAACAUUCUUCCCUGUCAUGAUAGAGAAAGCUACAACAACAUACUUGAAAGAGCUAAACCAUUCAAUGAUCCAGAUGGGAGACAUUUAUUUGCUUUUACUUAUCUUAGACUGAGCCCCCUUCUCAUGGAACGGCACAAUUUCGUAGAGUUUGAAAGAUUUGUCAAGAGAAUGCAUGGGGAAGCAGUUCUUGAUCUUCAGUGACUAUGCAAAUGAAGGAACUUGUGAAAAUGAUUGUCAGGCUCUUCUACUACUACCCCUUUAACCAAUCAAGAUGUCUCUGAUCUGCAGCAUAUAUACCAACUGUUCAUCCUGGGUUGUUGUCAUGGUUUGUAUGUAGGGAAGAAUUUAUUGGAGAUCCUCGUAUGUAUGGAUGAAGCUGGAAAAGAAUUCUCAGUAGUAAUCCAAGAAAUCACAUUUUUCAAUGGCGAUGAAAGUUUGUCGAGUAACUUAUGGUUUUGGUUAAAUUGGGAAAAACAGAUGGAACUACUGUUGCCAUAUAUAUAACAGAAGAACUUGACCCCAUUUAGUUAAAAGCAUUUCAUUUCUUUGUCCUGAUUAAUUUUGUAUGAAGCAUUGCAAUGGGGGUGAGGAAAGAGUAAGUUGAAUUAGGAACUCAAAACCUUCACUAUGUAUUGAAGUAGAAUGCUAGCCAUCUUUCUUUUCCUUUCUCUUUUGUCUAUCUUUUAAGUAAAUAUAUGUAUAUCUCUAACUCUUGAUCUUUUAGUUAGUACAAUUUAUAUGCUUCAAUACUC